Rhopalosiphum padi (bird cherry-oat aphid) is the source of this 1109-nucleotide messenger RNA. RefSeq lists its product as uncharacterized. Gene Ontology annotation, cellular component: nucleoplasm; nucleus. The transcript has 6 exons. Gene Ontology annotation, biological process: single strand break repair. The record is from RefSeq and is a predicted model, not a curated record. The coding region runs from base 162 to 881 and encodes 239 amino acids. NCBI's taxonomy places the organism in Eukaryota, Metazoa, Arthropoda, Insecta, Hemiptera, Aphididae. Gene Ontology annotation, molecular function: damaged DNA binding.
UAUUAUUAUAUCGAUAAGGCCGGAUUCUAGUUUCUAGCAAAGGUCGAUAUAUGUAAUAUAAAAUAAACGUUCGUGGUGGUAAUAUAAUUACCCAUAUCUAUAUAUUAUACAUAUGCACAUUGCACAUACGUAUAUAUAAUACGUACCUACACGAUUUAACAAUGGAUACCACGAGCGGUGGUGCGGACGACAAAACGAAAGAAAAAGAAGACAACGAACGCCGUACAAUGAGACCAAAAUUGAAAUAUUCGCUAUCAUACUGCCCGUCCAUGUCUCGGCCGUUGGACUUCAGCGUCAAAGGUCCUGUGCCGAUUUACAUACACAAAAAACAAAAAGUGCUCACUGGUUGCUCAUACAUCGAACUAAAGUUGCAAAAACACUCCAAAGUGGGUGAAAUAACGUUCAGAAACUAUUAUACGGCUAGCGUGAGCGUGCUACUGUUGAGAUCGAAUACUCUGCAAGGACCACCGAUGGGAUCGAGGAACUGGGAGGUGGGUAUCAAGAACCGAACUCUGAUGAACCAGCCACACUGCGAAAACGGCGCACAGGACUAUUUCUCGCUGUGUUUCACCGAGGCGUGGAACAACGUUUCAAAGCUUAAAAUCAUACUUAGACAACCGUCACCUAUGUGUAAGACGUUCCAUUUGGAAGAGAUCAAGUUGUAUGCCGAUGUGCCUCGAUUCGGCAGACCCUUUUUUGAACAAAAACUACCGCCUUAUCUGAUUCAUAACACUACGACGGCCAUUUCAUGGAGACCUAGUACAAGGACCGGCAAUGAAAUGCAAUUUGUAAAUAGGCCAGAUAUGAAUAACAAGACUCAAUGUCUUGGUUACGUAGUUGAACAAGUGCCAAACAAUUAUGACAGUUCAAAAAUAAUGUAAGUUAAGAACCUUAAAAAAGAUUCAUAUUAUCUAACAAAAUAACCAUGAAUACAUUAUUUUAACACAAGAACAACAAUCAUAAAAACUUACUCUUUUUAUUUUAUUGCAAAAGUAUUAUUAUAAUAUAAUAAUAAUGAUGAUUGUACAAUUUAAUUAUUACAGAAAAAUAUAUAUAUAUAUAUAAACUUAUAUAUUAUAAUAAGAAUUGCUAUGAUAAAUGACUAAAUU